GCCAGAGGUGAGAGAGGAAUAGCGGUGACCAGACUAAAGGCAGUUCACAGAUUUCAACUGACAGCGUACGCGAAUAGUGUAGCAUCGCCUUUCUCGGAGCAUCACAGCCUUUCUCAGCCUCUACUCUCCUGCAGGCACGUCGCUCUAGGGUACAGCUCAGACGGAGGAGAGGACUUGUGUGAAGUGGUGGUGCCUGACGGAGACCACACCACAUGUACCCCCCCACCUCCGCCACCUCUAGUCUUUGUCUCAUCCAGUGGAACGCCGAACAAUAAUAAUAUGGACCCCGAGGGCAAGGGCAACGGGUACUCUCCCCCUGCGGCAGUGUUUGAUGACGACCCUGGGAUCAUGAGCGAAGCAGAGACGUCUUCCACGGGGUUCUGCAGGGAGGGUGGGGGGAAACAGCAAGCCUCUCUCCCCCCAGCCCGCUCCCCCUCCUCCAAGACCCUCGAUGCCAGGUCCUUCGAAUCGGACGCUAACAGUUCCUCUUGGGAUGACGACCCAGGUAUCAUGAGCAAGGCUGAGACUUUCUCCACUGGGCGCAGCAGGAACGUGAAGCCUCGGACCUCCCUUCCAAUAGUGCACACGCCCUCCAAGACCCUCGAGCGACCCCUGGGCCCUCAAAUAAACAACAAAUUAAGUGAGAAGUUACCAUCUCCCUUCCUGGCUUGCGCUCCAGUUGCUCUGAGUUGUAGCAGCAGCGACGUGUGGCACCCAGGAUGAAGAUGUCUGCAGGGUGGUCUGUGUCAGGGGGAUGAUGGCAGACAGCAGCAGCAGCACCGUGACAGCUCAAGCAUCCUGUUGAAAUUAUCACUUUUUAAAUGGUGAAAGGUGAAGGAAAAACCUGUCUCCAUGGAAUGUGGAAGUACACAACAACAACUCUGAAAGAUUUCUUACAAUAAUAAGUCAUCAUUCAUUGUAUCCUUUCUUGUUGGCCACAAGAUUAUCAUACAAAUUUUCCAUAGACAUCUGCAAAUUGGUACCUCUAGCUGUUAUUAAAUAUGAUAUUAAGUUUGAUGAAUGUAUUUAUUUCAUUUUACAUGAAAGUUGUUGAUUGCAAAAAAAAAAUAAUAACCAAAAUAUAUUUUGACUUUUACUUUACAAUGCCUUAACUGUUUGCUUUUAAAAAAUUAUGUAGAUUGAUUUUCUCAUUUUAAGACUUAAAGUCUAGACAACUAACUGGCCUUAAAUUUUUCUGAUAUACAAAUAAAGUAACAAAGAGAGCACAUUUCACUAACACUCAUGGUGAAGUGUCCACCAAUGAUGGUGAAGGAGGUAUAGAUGUAAACUCCAAUCUGAGCAAUGACCAACACAAUUUGUCCAGCUGCAUGUCUCCAUCGGGCACAAACUCCACCUCCUGCAUCUGUAUCAUGCCCACCACCACCGUCACCGUGGCAACACUGAAAAGUGGAAUCUUAUCAUUCACACCGUUACAAA
Molecule: messenger RNA, 1437 nt
Organism: Scylla paramamosain (green mud crab)
Lineage: Eukaryota; Metazoa; Arthropoda; Malacostraca; Decapoda; Portunidae
Exons: 5
Coding region: 280-723 (147 amino acids)
Source: RefSeq, a predicted model, not a curated record